Thunnus maccoyii (southern bluefin tuna) is the source of this 6455-nucleotide messenger RNA. RefSeq names its product multiple EGF-like-domains 6b (gene megf6b). Bases 828 to 5531 code for a protein of 1567 amino acids. Gene Ontology annotation, molecular function: calcium ion binding; protein binding. The transcript has 38 exons. Lineage: Eukaryota; Metazoa; Chordata; Actinopteri; Scombriformes; Scombridae. The record is from RefSeq and is a predicted model, not a curated record.
UUUAAACCACAAGGUGUCAGCAAAUCACCACAAAAGGAAAGGUCUUCAUGGGUUUCUCCUGCCUCCUGCAAUGAGCUCAGGCAUAGAGUCCAGACUACCUAUACAGCAGAUGUGAUUUACUUUAUGGUGAGUGAAAGGAAUUUUUAUUUUUAUGAGGACAAGACUGGUCCAAUAAGUCUGGCGUAAAUGUCAAGCUAUAUCAUCUUUCACUGUUCCCUAAUUUAAGAACCAUUCAAGUUUUUGUGAUAUGCCAUCCCAGGGCUAGGUAAACCUGGGUGUGACCCUGGGCCAAAAAAUAGCUGUUAGGCCCCUCCAGACACACACAGAUGUUGUUUCCCCCAACCCAUUUUGCCCAGAGACUCAGUAACCAACAAGUAUUUUUUUUACUGGAAGGCUACCCUGCCAAAGAUUUGCUGUAAGUUAGUUUAUUCACCAUAUGUCAACAUAAUGUUAACUGAAAUUUAAAAGCAUUAAAACUUGAUUUUGACAAAGAGCCCCUCACUAAGAAAUGGCCCCGAGAUACAGUUUUAAUGUGUUAUAGUAAGAUAUAUUACCAAACCAGUUCAUAAUUAAUCAAAUUACCACAAAAUAAUUGCCAUGCAAACAAUGUUCGGGGCCCCUGAUGGUCUGGAGUCAGCUGUCAGUUGCCUGGUAUAAUUGUUGCCUCUAUAAUGAAAUUUAGGCUACUAAAACUAUUAGGGAAAGGUUUUUUGAUACUUGAGGCAGUUGUUCAGGGAUCUCAAAGGGUCUUGGAUGCAAGGCUGGAUUAUCAACCAGGCAAAGUCGCCAGCUGACUUCCGGGACCCCAGAAGUACCAGGUUCCCUAAAUGCCCAAUGUGUGUAUGGAAAGGGAGGUGACACUGGUCGCCCAAAGGCAGCCAUGUGUGCAGGCCUUCACACGCAUGGUUAAAGUGUGGAAGCAAGGCUGUGUGGGACAGUCAUGGUGCAUGGGAUACGAGAGGAGAACGGCAUACUACACAGCAUACAGACAAGUGUACAGACAGGAUUAUCAGACUGUGUACAAGUGUUGCCCUGGAUGGUCUCAACUCAAUGGAGAGGCAGGUUGUCUCUAUCCGGUAUGUAGCUACGGUGUGUGCUUCAAUGGGGGCCACUGUCGAGAGGGAUCCACCCAGCUCUGUGACUGUCCUGCAGGGUUCAACGGGCCCAGCUGCCAGUAUGAUGUGAAUGAAUGUGAGGAGACCAAUGGAGGCUGUGAGGCUCUCUGCUGUAACACCAUUGGAAGUUUCUACUGCAGGUGCCCUCCUGGACAGAAACUAAAUGAAGAUGGCAAAACCUGUCAAGAUAUUGAUGAAUGCCAGGUCCAUAAUGGAGGCUGCCAGCACAGAUGCAUUAACACCAGGGGCUCCUACUACUGUGAAUGCCAUCCGGGCUCUCGCUUGCAUGUGGAUGGUCGCACCUGCCUCGCUGUCCAUUCGUGUGCCAUCAGCAACGGGGGAUGUGAACACUACUGUGUGCAAGAGUCUGCCGCUCAUUUCCGCUGCCGCUGCAAGCCAAAUUAUGAACUGGCAGAGGAUGGCAAGCAUUGUAAAUUGCAGAACCCGUGUGCAGAUCAGAACGGAGGCUGUAUGCACGACUGUCAUGUUGAUGGCGGCAAGGCGCACUGUGACUGUAGAGCUGGUUACAUCCUAGCUGAAGAUGGGAAAACCUGCGAAGAUAUUGAUGAGUGUGAGAUAGAAGACGGCAACUGCGCUCAUGGCUGCCACAACACUCCGGGCUCUUUCGUUUGUAUUUGUAACACGGCCUAUGAGCUUGGAUCUGAUGGAAAACAGUGCUACAGAAUUGAGAUGGAGAUUGUGAACAGCUGUGAGAACAACAACGGAGGCUGUUCGCAUCACUGCCAGCAUUCAACCAGCGGCCCAGUUUGCUCUUGUAACCAUGGUUACAGACUAGAUGACGACCUUAAAACUUGCGUUGACGUCGAUGAGUGUGGAGAGCAGAGCUCUUGCUGUGAGCAGGACUGCACCAACUAUCCUGGAGGUUAUGAAUGCUACUGCGCAGCAGGGUACAGACUCAACUCAGAUGGAUGUAGCUGCGAUGAUGUAGAUGAGUGUCUGGCAGAUAAUGGCGGUUGUGAUCACACAUGCCAGAACAACGCGGGUUCCUUUCAGUGUUUCUGCCGACGGGGUUUCCGUCUGGACGAGGACCGGCUCUCUUGCAUCCCACUAGAAGAAACAGUUGAGGCCCUCUCCAGCGGAGGUGCCAUCGAGCUGCCUCUUCUGCGCCCCCAGCUCACCUUACUGCAGGACUACAGCCAACCCCUGGAGCGCUAUGACGACUACGAAGACGACGAGGGGGAGCUGAGGGCCGAGAGUAACCUGGCAGAGAAAUUCGUAUGUUUGGACGACACCUUUGGCAACGACUGCAGUUUGACGUGUGACGACUGUUCUAAUGGAGGAAAAUGUAAUCCAUGGAAGAAUGGCUGCGAUUGCCCUGAUGGGUGGACCGGCAUCGUUUGCAACCAGACGUGCCCCGAUGGAUAUUUUGGUAAAAACUGCUCCUUCCCCUGCAAGUGUAAAAAUGGUGCCAGCUGUGAUCCUGUUUCUGGGAGCUGCCGCUGCCCGCCUGGGGUCAGUGGAGACUUGUGCCAGGAUGGCUGUCCAAAGGGACUCUAUGGGAAGCAGUGCAACAAGAAGUGUAACUGUGCAAAUAACGGUCGCUGUCAUCGGACCUACGGAGCAUGUCUGUGUGAUCCUGGCCUGUAUGGGCGCUUCUGCCACCUGCCUUGUCCUAAGUGGACUUUCGGACCUGGCUGCUCUGAGGAGUGUCAGUGCCUCCAGCAGAACACUCUGGAGUGUCACCGUCGUCAUGGUACCUGUGUCUGUAAACCCGGUUACCAGGGCAACACCUGCAAAGACGAAUGUAACCCAGGUACUUAUGGAGCCGGCUGUGAGAAGAAGUGCACCUGCCUGCCAGGAGUGUCGUGUCAUCAUGUGACUGGGGAGUGCCAACGAAAGUGCCCACCUGGUCAUCACGGGGAGAAUUGUGAUCAAGACUGUCCCGAAGGAAGGUUUGGAACAGGCUGCGUCCAUCCUUGUAAUUGCACCGGCGCCCCAUGUGACAAAGUGACAGGACAAUGCAAGUGUCCGCCGGGGACAUCAGGAAAGCACUGUGAGAACUUGUGUCCGGAGGGUUUCUGGGGUCCCAACUGCACUGGAACCUGCCCUGUUUGUGAGAACGGGGGCGUCUGUGAUAAACACAAUGGGUCAUGUAACUGUCCUCCAGGGUUCAUGGGAAGAACCUGCCAGAACUCGUGCCCAAGUGGACGUUUCGGUCAAGGAUGCCAAAUGAAGUGUGUGUGUGAGAACAACGCUCGCUGCGACCCCGUGAGUGGGCGGUGUACCUGCGCUCCUGGCUGGAGUGGACACAACUGCAGGAAAGCUUGUGAUGCAGGGCACUGGGGAACGGACUGUGCAGAAAGCUGCGACUGUAGAAACGGAGAUGGCAGCUGUGACGCCGUGACGGGACAGUGCAACUGUGAGGCUGGUUACACCGGAACACACUGCCAUCAGAAGUGCCCAGCAGGUAUGUUUGGUCUCGGUUGUCGCCAUCGGUGUCAGUGUGACAACAAGGCCUUGUGCGACCAUGUGAGCGGAGCUUGUACCUGCCAGGUGGGAUGGACUGGAACCUUUUGCGAAAAGCCGUGUCCUCAGGGUUUCUACGGGUUGGACUGUCAGGAAAAGUGUUUGUGUCUUAACGGCGGGAGCUGUAACCAUGUCAGCGGGGUUUGUUCCUGUCCUCCUGGCUGGAUUGGUCCUUUCUGCAACAUGACGUGCCCAACCCAUUUCUAUGGAGAAGGAUGUAACCAAACCUGUAGCUGCCGUAACAAUGGCAUCUGCCACCCGGCCAGUGGGCAGUGUGUGUGCACGCCAGGCUGGACCGGACCCAACUGCACAGAAGAAUGCCCUGCUGGGUUUUAUGGAGCAGACUGUCAGCAGCGUUGCUUGUGUCAGAACGGAGCCACCUGUAACAAGACCAACGGAAAAUGCACGUGUGCCAGUGGAUGGACGGGCACAGCCUGUGAACUGGAGUGUGUAGCGGGCCGAUUCGGGACGGAUUGCCAGCAGCAGUGUGAAUGUGAGAACGGCGGCCAGUGUGACAGGCAGACUGGACGGUGCAGCUGCAGCGUCGGCUGGAUCGGAGAACACUGCGAGAAAGCCUGUGAACCGGGCCUGUUUGGCGCUGGAUGUGAGGAAAGAUGUCAGUGUGUGCACGGCACGUCCUGUCACCAUGUCACUGGAGAGUGCCAGUGUCCGCCAGGUUGGCGAGGAAAGCUCUGUGACAAAGCUUGUUUGCCAGGUUCAUAUGGGAAGGGCUGCAUGCAGCGCUGCAGCUGCACUCAGGGAACGUCCUGCCACCACAUCUCUGGAGAGUGCGGCUGUCCUCCUGGAUUCACCGGAAACGGCUGUGAACAGAUUUGUCUUCCAGGAACAUUCGGGCAUAACUGUAACCAGGUCUGUCAGUGCUCAGAGACAAACCAGCUCUGCCACCCGGUGUCUGGAUCAUGUUACUGCGCUCCAGGGUUCCAGGGCCCCAAAUGUGACCAAAUCUGUGCAGAGGGUCAUUACGGUCCAGACUGUAAACGAAAGUGCCAGUGUGAAAACGGAGGGAAGUGCGUUUCCUCCACCGGGGCCUGUGAAUGUCCAGCAGGAUUUAUAGGAGCUCGCUGCAACAUCACGUGUCCCGCUGGGCGUUACGGAGUCGACUGUGCUCAGGUGGCACUUUGUGGAGACGGAGCCCAGAAUGACCCGGUCACCGGUCGGUGUGUGUGCUUACCCGGACAGAAGGGAGAGGACUGUGGACAGGGCUGCCCUCCAGGCUGGUUUGGGGAGGACUGUAUCCAACGCUGUAGCUGCAGUAAUGGAGGAGUGUGUGACUCUGCAAGCGGAAACUGUACCUGUGGUCUGGGCUGGACAGGUGAACACUGCGACAAAGAAUGUCCUGCGGGCAGAUUUGGUGCCAACUGCCAGCUGAAAUGUAAGUGUCAAAAUAACGGCACUUGUGACAGAAUGACGGGGACGUGUCAGUGUGGUCCAGGCUACUACGGACAUGUGUGUGAACACGCCUGUCCUCCUGGUCUCCACGGCCCGCUGUGCCAGCUGCAAUGUGACUGUGUGAACGGAGCCUCCUGCCACCCUGCGUCCAGCCAGUGUAUCUGUCCUCCAGGACGCCACGGAGCUCGCUGCCACAGAGUGUGUGAGCAGGGUACCUACGGUCAGGGCUGUGCCAAGACGUGUGACUGUGAAGACGAUGCUCCGUGUGAUCCUGUGACGGGACGAUGCCUCUGCUCGUCAGGGAAGACCGGACCCAGAUGUGACGUUGACUGCAAAGUGAAUCGUUAUGGGCCAGACUGCAGAGAGAGCUGCCAGUGUGAGAACGGGGCGCAGUGCGACCGUCGCAACGGCCGCUGCAGCUGCCUGCACAGCUGGAUCGGACUCUACUGUCAGGAAGGUGGACCUCCAAGCCUCACCUCCGGGAGCAGCAAAGACUCACAACACGACAACUCAUUAUAGCACCAACAUCUAGCUGGAAGACUCCAACAAACUGGGACAGAUCAGCUGUUUUUUUUUUUUUUUUUUAACUGAAGUGACUCAAGUGAGUGAAAGCUUGUGACAGGAAGUUGUAGCCGGCAGCUGGAAGACCUGCAUGGAAAAAAGACUCUGAUGAGAACUGCAAUUCCACAUUUGGACCUGAGCCGAGUCCUUUGAACUGACCUGUCACUGGUACCACUGUGGUCAGUGGAUUUUUUUUGCAGUCAAACUGGAACAAACAAACACCUUUAGUCUUCAGGAUAAGAAUUGCUCCUCAAAAACUGCGUCACAAUGUCAGGGGAUUAUGGUUGUGUGUUUUUUUUUUUUUUUUUUUUACAGCACUCUGUGUAUUUUGUGUUGAAUAUUUUGACCUUGAAAUACCUUUUUGCAGGAACUGUAUAUAAAAUAAUCUCUAAUUUUGUAAGGAAAUGGGUGUUAUUGCCAGAUAUAAUGCAACCUCUUUUUGAAAGUUAUUUCAUUACUUGCCAGUGCUAUGAAGUUGUUCUUUCAUCUAUACAAUAUGAAGUACUACCUGAAGUUCAAUGGUGCUAUGGUGCUUUACUGUAUAGUGCAACAAAGGCUAUACUGAUCUUCAUAUGUUGUGUUGUACAACAUCACAGUAAAGCACAUUCAUGCCUUAAUGCACAGCUGCAACGUACAGUUUAUUAUGACCUACUAAAUAUUACAUAUCUACCAUCCAUGUGCACCUUCUCCAAGGUCGACUGUCUAAAUAUUUUCUUUUGAAUCGAUUGUGUAUAAAUUGCUUCAUAUUUAUACUUAAUACAGUUGAAUAUACUGCAAGUUUAAAAUGCGACUUUGCAGCUCGGACAAAUCUUCAGUCCAGUGAACAACCCAGAAUGAGGUUUUGCACAUGAAUGCCAAUAAAGAAAGACAGACACACACACA